CACUGCUGCCUAGCAACAAACCUUCGCCAGUUAGCUUGGCUCGCUACUCUCAUGCGCAACGCAGUUGGCGAUGGCUUGCAAAUAGAUAGCGACGCCUUUUUCACCCCGUAAAAGUCACGGAUUUUUUUUUUAGUUGUAGACAAUGAUUGAACUUUGCCUGCCACUUUGAUGCGGAGAACAUUCGACCCGUGCCGCCGUUAGCUGGUUAACGCUAGAUAUCAUUUUUGGGCAAAGCAGAACGUUCUUUUCUCCUGAAAAAAAGUGGCUAACCAUAGCUAGGUAACCUUAGCACCGGGGUGCUAGCGUCUCGCCACGGGGAAGAGAAGAGGAAACCCCGGAGAUAUGUGGUUGUGGUUUGAUUAACUCGUCUGAUGUUGGCGGCCACUGCAUGAGUUGGAAAGUGCGUUUAAAGUUGGUCCAUGUGUUUAUGUCACGUUGCUGAAGCUACCCAGGCAGCAAACGGAGUGAAACGCCCCGACGUCCCCACCAUGUUGGAGGAGGACAUGGAAGUGGCCAUCAAGGUGGUCGUGGUCGGCAACGGGGCCGUUGGCAAGUCCAGUAUGAUCCAACGCUACUGCAAGGGCGUCUUCACCAAGGACUACAAGAAGACCAUCGGCGUGGACUUCCUGGAGAGGCAGAUCAUCGUUAACGACGAAGAGGUGCGACUAAUGCUGUGGGACACGGCCGGGCAGGAGGAGUUUGACGCUAUCACUAAGGCCUACUACCGUGGGGCCCAAGCAUGUGUGCUGGUCUUCUCGACCACAGACCGGGAGUCGUUUCAGGCGAUUGACAGCUGGAGGGAGAAGGUGGAGGCCGAGGUCGGAGAUAUUCCUACAGUCCUAGUGCAGAACAAGAUUGACCUGCUGGAAGACACCGUUAUAAAAAACGAGGAGGCAGAAGCUUCGGCCAAAAGGCUCAAGCUGAGAUUUUAUCGAGCUUCAGUGAAAGAGGACCUCAACGUCAAUGAGGUGUUUAAGUACUUGGCUGAGAAGUAUCUCCAGCGACUCAAACAGCAAACGGCAGAAGAGACCGAAGUGCUGCACUCAACAAGCAAUAAAAUAGGUGUUUUUAAUACCACAACAAGUAGUCAUGUUUGCAACCAGAACUCCAGCAACGGAAGAGAAAUUAUCACUUUGCGACCCAACAAACAACGGACCAAGAAGAGUAAAAAUCCUUUUGGGAGCUGCAGCCUGCUGUAGAUAAAAUUAAAAAAUAAAUAAAAAGAUCAUUGUUGUGUUUUGUGGAGGUAUCCCCUGAGAUAUCCUCCUCUCCACUACUUUAACAAUCUGAUGUUUAAUCUGAUGUGUCCUACGGUGUUUCUUCACAUUUACUCCCUGUUGGUUCAGCCUAGGAUCUUCAUCAAAGAUCUGCUCACAGAGCUUGUCCGUCCCUGUGGUCGCCUUAAGUAACACCACCACCAGCUGUAGCUACAGUACAUGUAUGUAUUCGAUACGACUGGACAUACAAUCCUCUCAUUAGUCUAUGGAACAGCAGACGUUGCACUCGUGUCCUGUGGAAUUUCCUGUACAGGAUUUUUGCAAUCGCCCAUCCCUGUGUUAUUAUGAUAUUUGAACUGUGCAAUAUGUUUGCAUGUAUUGUAGAAGAUACAUAGCUCAUUUUGCACCAUAUUUUUUCCUUCAGCGCGACACGCUUCAAACUCUUCAUACUCUUUAUCGUGGACAAAACACUUUUGAAUCCAGAGUUAAUUCUCCGAGCAAAAGAAAAAGUAUUUUUGUACCAAGUGUUGAGUGAUAUUUUCAGUCAAAAUGUUGACAUAGUGCCAAAUGUCUUCUUUCUGAGCUGCAGUUAAAUUUUAACACUACAGUGAUGUGGAUUUAACAUUAAAUGAAUGGAAUGUGCAUAUCUUUAUAACCAAAUAUCAAUAAUUGUUGACUCAAAAUAAAUCGUCUACUUAUACUCCACAUUCACAGAUCUGUUCAUCCAAUAAUGUGUGCGACUUUUUGAGGUCAAACAUUAAUUGAAAUCACCAUCAGUUAUUCUUUUUACUUUAGUUGUUGACAUUUGAGGUAUUCACUGUGCUUUCAUUAGCUUUGGUAGAGCAUAAAGGAACUCACUGGUAGUCCUCGGCGUAUCUAUGUAUUCGGAUAAUGAGUUUCAAUAUAUUUAAACAUGGUGCAAGACUUUGUUUUUAUGUUGUGGUUUUUGCUUCUGUAACAUUAUUCCUUUCUGUUUUGCAAACCUCAUUCCUAUGGAGAGUGUCUGUCCCUGUGGUGUGGAGCUUUUAGCUUGCAGGAAUAUUCAGUUUCUUCUCAAGACGUGAAAGUACAAUCUUUUAGAAGGUACUAAAAUAUUCUGCAGAUGAAUUCUUAAUACAUCCAGCCUUGUUACAAAUCUGUUGAGACACCAGUCUAUUGAACACACACACACACAGAUGUGGUAAUAUGGAAAGGUCUCAACAUUUCCUUAUCAGUAGUUUACCAGCUAUUCUACAUGCAGUUUCAAUAUGUAAGACCUCUGGGAAUACAUGUUUAUGCACGUUUUUGUAAUCCGUCUGAGGUUCAAACUAACUUUAUUGUGUAAAUCCCAACAGGUGCUUGAAUUAGGUUGCAGUUAUACCAUUGAUACUGAGAUUGCACAUUUCAAGCCUUUUCCUUCAGUUGUCGGUAAACUGUGUUGAAGAAAAAACAAAAUGGUGGCAGAACCGUAAUGCAUGCAAGCCUUUUUUUCCACAUCAGUGAUUGUUCAACUUUGGCCCCAGAGCCACGAAGCCUUGUCCUCGUUUACAUUUCCCCCCACUGACCAUCAGUCAGCAUUUUAAUCCCUACUCUUGCUGUUGGCUUUUUUUAUUCAUAUUGCCUGCACAGUGAAUCUGUAAAUACAUGGAAGUACUUCCCACGGUCCUCUAAUGUACAACAUUGUGUUUGAUUUGCCUUUUUACUUUUUGCCUAAAUGGAUUUAGCGCACUUUAUCGUUAAGAUGGCAUAAGAUCUUAAAGAACUGUAAUUUAAGACUAACCAUACUCAUGUGCUGUCACUCAGGUGUCGUAAUGAUCUCUGUGUCUUACUGUAACUCUACUUUUUCACUCAUUAAAUUCACACAUUUCAAUCGACCAACCAAUGUAUGUAUUCUUUCAGACUUACAAAAUAACAUUAAUUGUUGUAUUUUUCUUUUAACCAGUUAAAAUAGAUCUUGUGUACCACACAAAUGUGCUUCUUAUGUUAUAUUUGGAAAGGAAGGGAAAUUGAUGUUUAUCUUGAUUGAAUCUCAAUAAAACUUUACUUUGUU
Molecule: messenger RNA, 3246 nt
Organism: Pungitius pungitius (ninespine stickleback)
Lineage: Eukaryota; Metazoa; Chordata; Actinopteri; Perciformes; Gasterosteidae
Gene: rab23
Product: RAB23, member RAS oncogene family
Exons: 7
Coding region: 420-1199 (259 amino acids)
Biological process (GO): vesicle-mediated transport
Molecular function (GO): GTPase activity; GTP binding
Source: RefSeq, a predicted model, not a curated record